CAAGUUACUAACCAGUUAUUGACAAAUCGGAUAACCUGUACUUGUCAUUGUGAUGGCUGUGGUUGUUUGAUAGUUUCUAGUGUCAAAUUUAGGGCGUAGCGUUGGGAAAAUAGUAAGUCGGCCCUUUGUGAGUGGUGAGUGUGUUCAAUGAAGGAAGCUUCACCUCCCGUGUCAGCAAUGGCCACACCGACGAAUGGUAGUGGCAAUUUGGUCGACGAAUUCGAGGAAGCGUUUCAGCACUGCCUCAACGUCCUCACCAAAGAAGAGGCAGUCCCCAACUCCGACAAAGACGAAAUGAAAGUGGAAGUCGAGCAAACAACGCUCCGAUUCAUAGAUCUAGCGCGCCAAAUGGAGGCUUUCUUCCUCCAGAAGCGCUUCCUCCUCUCGGCUUUGAAGCCCGAGAUGAUCGUGAAAGAGGACAUCAACGAGUACCGACUCGAGCUGGCCCGAAAAGACGAACUCUUGAAGCGCCACUACGAGAAAAUCGCGGUUUGGCAGAACUUGUUGGCCGAUUUGCAGGGGUAUGCGAAGAGUCCGGCUCAAGGUAGCGCGACGCCGACGUUGAACAACGGGGGGUCCGUGCCGCCGUCGCCCAUGGGUUCCAUGUCCGGCAGCCAGACGCCCAAUCCCAUGAUGGUGUCCGGGAUGCCCAGCGCCAUGCAGCAGCAACUCCAGCAACAGCAGCUCCAGCAAAUGCAGCAACAGCAACAGAUGCAACAAAUGCAACAGCAACAAAUCCAACAGCUUCAACAACAGAUGCAGGUGCCCCCCGGGAUGACCGGCGGCGGCGUGGGUCCGGGCAUGGUGUCGCCGCAGCAAGCCAUGUUCAUGCAGCAGCAGGCCAUGGGCCCCCGCGGCCCUUUUUCCCAGCAAGGCCCCGGUGGGGUUCUCCAGGGUCCUCUGGCGUACCUUGAGAAAACUACGAGUAAUAUAGGCAUGACGGAUGGGCGAAGGUGACGCGGGCGCGGGAGGGGGCGAGGUAGAGGCAGGGGCAGAGGUAGAGGUCGUGGCCGCGGGUCUUUGCCAGAUUAUGUAUCCCCGUAAUGAUCCCCCUCCCGAAGUCAGGAUAUGACGUCGGUGGUAUCCUGACGCGGCUUGGCAUUCCAGCAGGGGACGUCCUAGCGGAUUUCUUUAUGUGUAUGUAGUUAGUGGUACACCUAGAUUAGAUUUUGAGCAACUUCUUCAUAAGCAAUGGUUAAAGACAUGUAGUGUCAUUUUUUCAGCCACUAAGUGGGCACUGUAAAAGUACAUUAAGGCUUGGAGUUUACGUGCACCAGGUUUUUGGUGGUCAAGGGGGUCGGCGCAUGCGUGUUGCGUUUGCAUAAAAGUCGAAGAGAAAGCAACCGGUGAACGGCGUUUUGAGCUGUCUGACUUUACUUGACCAUCAAGAAAAAAGAGCAAUACACGGUAUGAGUUUUUAUUAGAAUAAUAAGGUUUUUCAAAUGCCAAAUGAAAGUUCCAAAUCGAAAAAAGUGUACGUGGCAACGCUACAAAAAUAGAACCACUGACACUAUAAAGUUAGGUUAAGUUGUUUUUUCUCCGCAUUUUUACUAUUAGCAGCUGUGAAACCGAAACAGUCACAACGUAACCAGUAGAAAACCCAAGAAUUGCAUUUUUUACAACUAUAAAGCCACUUUAUUUGACAAAAUUACCCAAACCAACGACAUAAAAAAUAUAGACGGAACCACAAACCUAUAAAACAUAGAGCGUGAAAAACCGUAUUAUUCCAAUGAACAUCUCACGAAUUCUACAUCGUAAUUUUGAGCAUCUCAUGCAUCACCUUAAGCAAUAAACAAGCUGUUUUUAAAUGUAACGUUGUGUCUAAUGUUCCGACACCGGUAGCAAACUUUUUUAGUUAGCUGCCGGUACUGACUGUUUACACACAACGAAAAGAGAAUCAUUUGAAAUAGUGCCUCCAAUGUUUUCGAUUUGAAAAUGUAUAAGAACCAAAUCAGAAUUACUGUGGAUGAGAUAAUCAAAAUUUACUCGCUGCACUGAUAUUUAUCAACAGGGCAUUCGAUAUUUUCGUUUCGUAAUUUAAUAUUGAUAGUUAUUGAUAACUUGCAAAGAGCGAUAGAGCGCCAUCUUUAACCGGUCGGUCUAUAUAUUUGCUGAGUCGGUGUGACUCGAAGGAAUUGAAAGAAUAAAAUUGAUAUUUACUUGUCGCUAAUCUGUUGAAUUUCAAUGGAGUUAAGUGUUGCACUGCGCUUGUUGCUUUUGCACGUUUUCAGUAAUUUAAAGUAAUUUUAAGAGCAAAGUAAAAAUAAAAUUACCAUGUUGACCAAAGACGGAGCUAUUGUGUUGCAAUUGGUUUAAGUUUUUGAAUGGAAAAUCCCGCGUAACUAUGGCGUUUUCCAUCGUCACACCUUAGUGUAAUAAUACAAGAUAUCUAGUCUUUGAGCUACGAAAUUGCACCUUCCUAUGCGUAUUUCGAUGUCUGUGAUGAUCCGUUUCUAACCUCACUAGCAAUAUGUAUUUUUAAUCGUCGGUUUGUACUUAAUCGGUCUAAGUAAGUGCAAUAACUUUUUGGUCUACAUGGAAUUAACCAACUGCUAACUUAUAACCAAGCAACCAACACACCUAGCGAAUUUUGAAGCAAACUUGAGAAGAGUUGUGUAUCAUUUUCUUUUUCGUAAUGUGCUAUCUUGAGUUGUUUAAUAUGUAACGUUACCGAAUUUCAAAAUUGUGAUAUAAAUUAUUAAUAAUAAAACAAAUUAUACUCAAA
Messenger RNA from Zophobas morio, 2725 nucleotides. RefSeq names its product mediator of RNA polymerase II transcription subunit 28 (gene MED28). The transcript is spliced from 4 exons. Lineage: Eukaryota; Metazoa; Arthropoda; Insecta; Coleoptera; Tenebrionidae. Bases 148 to 957 code for a protein of 269 amino acids. Gene Ontology annotation, cellular component: mediator complex. The record is from RefSeq and is a predicted model, not a curated record.